UCUCGUUUGGCCAAUCUCUCUGACUCGACAUUGACGGAACAUCCCCCAAUGCCCGACUGGAUCUGCCUGGAUGACGACUGAAUGGCUACUGGGUAAUGAACGACAUUACAACGACACCACAACGACAUCACAACGACACAGCCGAGGCCAGCCCAAAGUGGAAUAUCGUACCAGGCUCUCAGCUCGCCCAACUGGUCCGGAAACGCUCGAACGCCCAGUCCUCGGGUGGCCAGCGAGACUCGAUCCUCGAGCACAUCACCCAGGGCGGCGAUAUCAUGCUCGUGGCCAAGUCGGGAUGUCCUCUGUCGUACCUUUCGAUCCUGCCCUUCCAAGACAAUCGCCUGAGCCAGGCUCGUCGGAAGGGCCCCAUGAAGAAGCAGCCCAAGAGCACGCUGGCGAGCCAGUACCUCGAAAUGAUCGGGCUUCCGCAAGUGGCCGAUGUAGUCAACAACAUGGCCACGACAGCCAACAAUCGCCGGAAAAAAACCUCCUAUGUCGAGCUGCUGAUGGAGACUGGCUGUCUCGGCCUCGUUGCGCCAGAGGUCCUGUCGUAUCUGCCGUUGCUGUUGGACAAUCCAGAGCACCGCACAGGAAAGAACAGGACAAUCAUCACGCUUCCAUGCUUUAUUGGAUCCAUCAUAUCAUAUUCUCGACCCUCGGACAUCAAGCGAGAGCUGAACGAGCACUUCCGAGACACCCAUCCGUCGGUCGACCCCUCGCUGACCCUGACGCAGAUCCGCAAGCUCAAGCAGCGAAUGGUUGAGAUCGGAAAGGCCGUGGAUCUGGAGGUUACGACGGUGGCGUUUGCCAUUGUCUAUCUCGAGAAGCUGAUACUCAAGACCCAAGUCAACAAGGCAUCCAGAAAGCUGAUAGCAGCCGUGUGUUUGUUUUUGGCCAUCAAGGUCAAUGAAUCGAUACCGACAAAGGCCCAGAUGCCGCCAUACUUUUCAAGCAUCAUGGCGUGCAUCGAAGACAAGCUCGGCCCCAUUGGCUCGAAGGAGGUGUACAGCAGCGAGUUUGCCGUGUAUGCUCUUUUGGACUUUAAUUUGUUCCUGCCCAUGUGGGAGAUCGAGCCGCAUUUGCAGCGCAUCCAAUCUUCGUUCCCAGGGCCCCUGCCAUCCGAUCCCAACGCGCCACACCCGUUUUACGAGAUCGGCUGCUAGAAAACCACCAUCAAUACAACCACAACAUUACUCGGAGGGACUUUUCGGUGCUGAGACUGUUGAGAAGGUGCUGGACAGCUAGUAAAGCCAGGGCGGCCGGAACAGUGGAUUCUGACUGCGACAAUG
Messenger RNA from Polychytrium aggregatum, 1289 nucleotides. RefSeq lists its product as uncharacterized. Lineage: Eukaryota; Fungi; Chytridiomycota; Chytridiomycetes; Polychytriales. The coding region runs from base 96 to 1163 and encodes 355 amino acids. The record is from RefSeq and is a predicted model, not a curated record. The transcript has 9 exons. Gene Ontology annotation, biological process: regulation of cell cycle.